Odocoileus virginianus texanus is the source of this 2873-nucleotide messenger RNA. It is a transcript of the gene TMEM214, whose product is annotated as transmembrane protein 214. NCBI's taxonomy places the organism in Eukaryota, Metazoa, Chordata, Mammalia, Artiodactyla, Cervidae. Gene Ontology annotation, cellular component: Golgi apparatus; endoplasmic reticulum. The record is from RefSeq and is a predicted model, not a curated record.
AAGCUCGGGGAGGCGGCCGUGGCGGGAGGGUCGGAGUCAUGGCGGCCAAGACGGCGGGUGGUGGGCACUGGGAGGUGGUGAAGAAGGGGCGGCGGCCUGGGGCCGGCGGCAGUGGUAAAGGCGGCGGAGGGGACCGCCGGGCGCUCGGGGAGGCGAAUGGAGUGUGGAAGUACGACCUGACCCCUCCAAUCCAGACGACAAGCACCCUGUAUGAGCGGGGCUUUGAGAAAAUCAUGAAGCGGCAGAAUAAGGAGCAGGUUCCACCUCCUGCUGUGGAACCUAAGAAACCGGGGAACAAGAAGCAGGCUAAGAAGGUGGCGACCCUCACCAACCAGAACCAGAAGCAGGGCCGCUUUCGCAGCCUGGAGGAGGCACUGAAAGCUCUGGACCUGGCAGCUCUGCAGAAGGAACUGGACAAGAGCCAGAGCGUGUUCUCUGGGAACCCAUCCGUGUGGUUGAAGGACCUGGCCAGCUAUCUCAACUACAAGCUCCAAGUACCUCCAAGUGAACCCACACUUAGCCAGCAUCCUCACGAUUAUCCCUACAGCCUGGUGAGCCGGGAGCUGCGUGGCAUCAUCCGAGGGCUACUGGCAAAGGCUGCAGGAUCCCUGGAGCUCUUUUUUGACCACUGUCUAUUCACCAUGCUACAAGAACUGGAUAAGACUCCAGGGGAGUCACUGCAUGGUUACCGCAUCUGUAUCCAGGCCAUUCUGCAAGACAAGCCCAAGAUUGUCACCACGAACCUAAGCAAGUUCCUGGAACUGCUGAGGUCCCACCAGAGCCGACCAGCCAAGUGUCUGACCAUCAUGUGGGCCCUGGGUCAAGCAGGUUUUACCAACCUCACUGAGGGACUGAGAGUGUGGCUGGGGAUUAUGCUACCUGUGCUGGGCAUCAAGUCUCUGUCUCCCUUCGCCAUUGCAUACCUGGACCGGCUGCUUCUGAUGCACCCCAACCUCACCAAGGGCUUUGGCAUGAUUGGCCCCAAGGACCUCUUCCCACUUCUGGACUUUGCCUAUAUGCCCAACAACUCCUUGACUUCCAGCCUGCAGGAGCAGCUGUGCCAGCUGUACCCACGACUAAAGGUGCUGGCAUUUGGGGCAAAGCCGGAAUCCACGCUACAUACCUACUUCCCCUCCUUCCUGUCCAGAGCCACCCCUAGCUGCCCUCCGGAGAUGAAGAGAGAGCUCCUGAGAAGCCUGACUGAGUGCCUGAUGGUGGACCCGCUCAGCACCAGUGUCUGGCGGCAGCUCUAUCCCAAGCACCUGUCACAGUCCAGCCUGCUGCUGGAGCACCUGCUCAGGUCCUGGGAGCGGAUUCCCAAGAAGACACAGAAGUCAUUGCAAGAAACCAUUCAGUCCUUCAAGCUUACCAACCAGGAUCUGCUGAGGAAGGGCAGCGGUAGCAGUCAGGAUGUCGUCACCUGUGACUCGGCCUGCAAGAGUCUAUUGCAGCAGGCUCGGGGCUUCCGGCUGCCCUGGGCACGGCUACUCCUGUUGGUGCUGGUCUUUGCUGUAGGUUUCCUGUGCCAUGACUUCCGGUCACACAGCUCUUUCCAGGCCUCCCUUUCUGGCCGGCUGCUUCAGUCAUCUGGUGUCUUGCCUGCUGGCCAACAGGCAUGCACCAAGAUCUACUCCUACAGCCUGCAGGGCUACAGCUGGCUGGAGGAGACAUUGCCAGCCUGGGGCUCCCACCUGCUGACCGUGGUGAGGCCUGGCUUGCAGCUGGCCUGGGCCCACACCAAUGCCACCAUCGGCUUCCUUUCUGCCCACUGUGCCUCACACCUUGCCUGGUUUGGUGACAGCCUCAUCAGCCUCUUGCAGAGGCUACAGACCCAGCUCCCUGACGCCCUGAACCAGCUGCUCCGUUCUCUGAGGGAGCUGCUCCUGUUUCUUUACCACAGCAUCCUGCUGCCCACGUGGCACAUGCUGCUUGAGGCCCUGGCCCAGAUCCAAGAGCACUGCCACGAGGCAUGCAGAGGCGAGGUGACUUGGGACUGCGUGAAGACACAGCUCAGUGAGGCUGCCCACUGGACCUGGCUCAGCCUACAGGACACCACAGUGGCUUUCUUGGACUGGGCACUUGCCAUGAUAUCCCAGCAGUAGGCCCUGCCUCCCUGGCCGCUGGGCUCUGUCUGGAGCAGACCAUUGGAGACUGCUGGGGCAGAGAGCAGCAGUUCUGCAGGGGCGUCUUUGUUACUUGGUGCCUGAGUUCUGUCUCCUCAGCAAGUGGUGGGCUGCCCCUGCCUCAGUUCUUCCGCUUUGGUGGCAGCGAGCCCAGAGGUAUCUCAGCCUCUGACCCACGACUCCACUGACCACUGCUCUGCCCGACUGCACAUGGCUCCCAGCCUCUGUCCUUGGGCCUGGUAGCCUCUCUUGUCUCUGCUCUCCACUUCCUUCUGUCUCAUUCUUGAAGCCUCAAACAGCUCAUCUUGAAAAGGUGGACUCAGCAAAUGGCUUCUGCAUUCUUCUGACAAUUGAUUCCUGCUCCCAGACCUUAACCACAGCAGAAAAAAGAAAGGGACUUCUAGAAGAAUCUAGAAGAAUGUAGCACCACAGUGGGCGGCAACAACUUUGUCUCUCCCCACAGUCUGGGUGUGGCUGUCCGUGGACAUGGAGGCCUGGGUGGAGAGGCCUCUCACCUCAAAAUGUUCAACCUAGGUCCUUCAAGGCUCCUACUGGCCCUGCCAUCAUGGUCCUUCACCCUUGCUCUCUGUCCCCCUUCAGUGCUGGGGGGUCUCGACCUCCGUAUUCAGCCCAGGUCAUCAUGUGCCACAGGCCCAGGAAACCAUCCAGCAACCUGUUGAGACAGGACACAGUAUGUGGUUUGUGGGUAUGCCCACUUGAUGGAAAUAAAGGACACAGAUUUGAUUUCUA